Messenger RNA from Theileria parva strain Muguga, 2563 nucleotides. RefSeq lists its product as uncharacterized. The transcript has 4 exons. The coding region runs from base 55 to 2526 and encodes 823 amino acids. The record is from RefSeq and is a predicted model, not a curated record. NCBI's taxonomy places the organism in Eukaryota, Apicomplexa, Aconoidasida, Piroplasmida, Theileriidae.
UAUGAAGUUUUUUAUUAAAUGAUAAUAUUUUAGACUAUUUUCUCAAUUUUCUCCAUGAAGGAGAAUGAAAUCGCUUUAACAUUUAUUAAUAGGAUAGGUUUGGAAAAUAUUAAGAAUGAGGAAAUUUAUGAAUCUAUUAAAAAUUGUCUUUUCAACACUGAAGUCAAAUCAACAAAUUCCUUAAAUGUAUCACAAGCUCCAAAACUUCAAAAUGAAUCAAAUAAUUUUAACACCUCAGGUGAAAGAGUAAAAUUUAAAAAGGAUUCUUCCAGCCUUAAAAGUUCAAAUUUGCAAGAUGAAAACUUAAUUCAAGUCCAGCUAUUACAACACUUAGUCUAUCUCAGAAAUGAAUCCAACGACGAUACACAUGAUUCUUCAUUUAAAGAAGACCUCAAAUCAAAAUCACUUUUAGUUUUCUCAAAGAAUUUGUUAAUUGAAUUUAAGAGGAGUAGUAGUUGGUAUUCAAUUCUAGAUGACACACCAGAAGAUGAGCCUGAACAGACUUUGAAAGGGAUUGACAGGUUAUUUGCACUGGUAUUAUGUUUAGUUAAGUUGGAAAAAUACACAAACAGUGAAUCCUCAGUGGUUUCUCUAUUGGCGAACAAUGUUUUAUUCAGUUUCAGAUACACAUUUCAGUCUGAAACGAGCAAUUUAUCAGUGGUUGAUCAUCCUGAGUGGGCUAUAGAUUACAUGAAAAAUUGUGUAAAAAAAUACAUGAGAGUGUUUAAAAACGUAAAGAGUGAAUUGAAAUUUGAUACCACAAAAUAUUUUAAUUCACUAGUACCACAACCUUAUUCUGAAGAUCCAAGCCUACUAGAGGAGUUCACCACUUUAUGUAAAGAGGUGGGAAUGGAUGAAAUUAUUUCAAAUUGGUCAAUGUUAUUGGCAAGGGAGACUAGAUUAUUUGUGUACAGUAGGUUACCAUUUCUGGUAUAUGAUUACUUUUUGGAAAAUGACUAUAACAGAUUAGAGUUGUCACAGUUAACAAAAGUAAUUGGGAAACCAGACUCCUCAAAUCUCCUCGAGGUUAGUAGGUCAACCUUUGAAGACGAAAAAGUCAACAGUAUUAUCUAUACUAUGAUAAAUUCUUUGGUUAAUUUUGGAAUGUAUUUGAGGAGUUUUGAUCAGUCUUCAAGCUAUGAACUGUUUUCAGAUUUUGACAAUAAUACUCUAAUUCCAUAUAUAAUGAUUCAACUAUAUCACUAUCCACUUGGAAAUGAAGAUAAUCCCGCAAUUCCAGAUAAUUUAAAUCAAUCAGAGUUAAACGGCAGUCUGGAAGAUUUUAACCCUAGUACCUCUGGUGAAAGUGGAAAUUCUGAUCCUUUAACAGACAAACAUACUAAGAUGGACAAAUUUGAUAGUAAGAUAAUGUUGUGUUUUGACUCUAAUAUUCUAUUUGGAUGUUUAGACGCUUUGUUGGAAAUGGAAAAUGUACACGUAAUGAACUUAAUGAGGAGAUUGGUAAGUAUUGAAUCAUUUAGUGAUUCUAUUGGUGUUCGGUCAGGAUUAACAGCGAAUAUGUAUUUACAGGACCGCCAAUUCCUAUCACAAGUAUCCAAUCUCCUAACAUCUCUUUUAAAUAGAAUUGAACUCCGCUGUCAAUCCUUAAAGUUCCUGGAAUCUAAAAGAAAAUAUGUCACUAAAGUAAUUGUUCCAAUGUUAGACUACUUUGUGGAAAAUGUAAAGCAUAUUUGGAACUCACUGGAUAGUAUACUAGAGUCAUGUACAAUUUCAUGUCUUCUCAUGGAAUCUGCCACUUCAUUACAUGAGUUUUUUCUAGAAUUCCCACUCUCUGAACUCAUGCCAGAGUCGUUGUCAAAACUCGAAACUGUUAAUCAGAAGAUGGUCACAAUUUUUGAUCAAUACUUCGUGGAACUCUACUACGACACAUUCAAACACGUACACAGACAACCUCUUGAAGUUCUCAAUACAAUCACACACAAACUCCUACAAAUAUGUGCGUUGUGUAGUUAUAAGAAUUAUAAGAAGAUAGUCACGUGUGUUUUGGGAUCGAUGGAGAAGUUGUUGGUAUCAAUUCUGAUACCAAAUAAGUCAAUAGAUUUCAUACUAGAGGAUGAAGAUGACGUAGAAACCGCUCUUAACAACUGUCAAUUUAUGUUAGACUGUGUGAAGAAGUUGGUGGAGCCACUGGAUUACAAGGAGACCAUGCAGAUGGUACAGGAUAUGGUAGUAAUCCUGAGUAUGGAGACUGUAGAGUUGAAUACUUCUGCGGAAUACUUAAACUUACUAGGAACAACUAGAAUUUCAGGGAAAACUAGUGAUAAACACACUCAAGAAUCCAGCCUAAACAAGAACAGUGAAAUGGCAUCUGACACCUUCCUUUCUAGUGUAAUUUACGAUGAUUUUGAAGGAGAUAUACCAGAAGACAUACACGAUAGUCUAAUCGUCUCGAAAAUAAAAGAAAAACUAAAAAUUAGAAAAUUAAGUUUAUCCCAGACUUACACAUUAAUUAUCCACAUACUCUCGGGAACAGGUUCAGACCAACUCCCACCAGAGGAGUGCUAGCGCAAAUUCAUAAAAUUAAUUUAUUAUAAUUUUCGUA